AUGUCGCCGGCGCUAAGACUCAAUCCCACUACGAAGGAAGUACUUCCAUCACCAGCUCUCAGCCCUCCAUACCGAUACUAUCCCACCAGCAGCUCCACCGAAGCAGGAUUGCCCGCCGGCUGGGAGGUCCGCCACUCCAACUCCAAGAACCUGCCCUACUACUUCAACGAGUCCCAGAAACAGUCACGAUGGGAGCCCCCGCAAGGAACCGAUACCGAGAAGCUCAAGUCCUACAUGGCACAGAACCACAGCGCACCCCAGAUUGCCUCCGACAAUGCACAGGAAGGCGAUGCCAAGCCGCCCGGGAAGAUUCGUGCCGGCCACUUGCUGGUGAAACAUAGGGACAGCCGGCGCCCCAGCAGCUGGCGUGAGGCGGAGAUCAAGCGCAGCAAGGACGAGGCCAUGACUAUCAUCCUUGGGCACGAGCAAAAAAUUCGCAGCGGCCAAUCUUCUCUGGGAGACCUUGCUACCAGCGAAUCUGACUGCAGCAGUGCACGAAAGAGGGGAGAUCUGGGCUUCUUUGGCCGUGGCGAUAUGCAGAAGGAGUUCGAGGAAGCGGCAUUCCAACUCAAACCGGGCGAGAUGAGCCAAGUCGUGGAAACUGCUUCUGGACUGCACUUGAUUGAGAGGUAG
Messenger RNA from Drepanopeziza brunnea f. sp. 'multigermtubi' MB_m1, 633 nucleotides. The record is from RefSeq and is a predicted model, not a curated record. NCBI's taxonomy places the organism in Eukaryota, Fungi, Ascomycota, Leotiomycetes, Helotiales, Drepanopezizaceae.